Messenger RNA from Trichoplax adhaerens, 4545 nucleotides. RefSeq lists its product as uncharacterized. Gene Ontology annotation, cellular component: membrane. Lineage: Eukaryota; Metazoa; Placozoa; Uniplacotomia; Trichoplacea; Trichoplacidae. Gene Ontology annotation, biological process: G protein-coupled receptor signaling pathway; cell surface receptor signaling pathway. The coding region runs from base 1 to 4545 and encodes 1514 amino acids. The transcript is spliced from 30 exons. The record is from RefSeq and is a predicted model, not a curated record. Gene Ontology annotation, molecular function: G protein-coupled receptor activity; protein binding.
AUGAUUCAUGCUUUAUUACUAGCUGUACCGAUUAUUCUGCACCAAACAACUUCGUUACGAGUGAUUCAUGGUGGCAUGAUUCGCUUAAUUUGCAAUACUUCCAGUCUACCAUCUGCUAGUAUCAUCUGGCAGAGGAAUAAUACUGCAUUAGAUAAUGGUCUAUCAUCAACAAUGACCUCCUUUCAAGCUGAUGGCAUCACUAUGGCCUCUAGUACAUUGAUUAUUAAUUCUGUAACUUUAUUUGAUGCUGGCAACUAUAGCUGUUGGAUCCAAAAUGCAUUCUCUUCAGCUACAUCACCUAAUAUUUCCGUCGUUGUCAUGGUCCCUCCUGCAGCUAUUAGCAAGAUAACAGUUUCCAAUAUUACUGCUUCCGCACUAAACGUUUCAUGGUUGCCUCCUUCGUUUAAUGGCUAUACGACCAUAACCAAUUAUACAGUGGAAAUUAUUCUGCAAUUCAAUAAUACCGUGAUUAAUCAGUCUUGUUACGACAGUUUAAUAUCAAAUGGAUGUGUUAUAACCUUCCCUUUCACUACUAUAACUAGCCUUAUACCAUAUCAGAACUAUAACAUUAAUAUAUGGGCUUCAAAUAUUGCCGGUAAUGGUAGAAAGAUGGCUAUCACAGUACAGACUGAUGAAAGCGCUCCAGCAAGUAUGGUGAGAAAUAUCGUUGCAUUGGGUUAUAAUGCUACAAGUAUUCAAAUUAUUUGGGAUUCUCCAGCACUAUCAUAUGGGAUAGUGGGCUACCGAUUAUAUCAAUGGAUAUAUGUUGAUUCAUCACGUAGUUUAAGCCUAAAUUCUUCGGGAGUUAUGAUUUUUGACGGCACCACAAGAAGUGUUUACUCGACUGGUUUACAACAGGAUCAGUAUUACUAUUAUAAAGUCAUUCCGUAUAACAUUAAAUAUAAUUUAACAGGUCCGGAAAGUAAUAUUGUCAAUGCUACCACUCAUGAAUAUGCUCCGUCAUCUCCGCCAGUCAACGUUAUUGCAACAGUGUUAUCAUCGACUAGUAUUAGACUAUCUUGGCAGCCCCCUGUAAUUUCAGAUCGAAAUGGAGUAAUUACAGCAUAUGAAAUUGAUUAUGAGAUUACUGGCUCGAAUGUUACAAUGUCGGCAUCGGCUUCUGGCGGUAUCUUAACGUACACGAUUAAUAAUUUGAAGGCUUAUACUAAUUACAGUCUUACCAUCAAAGCUGGCACUGUAGCAGGAUUUGGACCUAGUAUUACUGUUACAGCAGUAACAGAUGAAGCAGCUCCGUCAUCGACGCCAAUCAAUACCAUUGCAACAGUAUUAUCAUCGACUGGUAUUAAACUGUCAUGGCAGCCCCCUGUAAUUUCAGAUCGAAAUGGAGUAAUUACAGCAUAUGAAAUUGAUUAUAAGAUUACUGGCUCGAAUGUUACAAUGUCGGCAUCGGCUUCUGGCGGUACCUUAACGUACACGAUUAAUAAUUUGAAGGCUUAUACUAAUUACAGUCUUACCAUCAAAGCUGGCACUGUAGCAGGAUUUGGACCUAGUAUUACUGUUACAACAGUAACAGAUGAAGCAGCGCCUUCCACAAGUCCAAGCAUAACAACUGUUACUUUAACAAAUAACAAUACUAUCAAAAUAAAUUGGAAGGCUAUUCCAGAGAAUGAAAAGAAUGGUAUUAUAUCAGGAUAUUACUUAAUCUUAAGUAAUACAAAACUUGGAUCUACAAGCAAUAGAACAAUUUUAGUAAAUCAAAUCAGUUUAUCAGGAAAUACAAGAUCGUUGAUUGCUACAGAUUUGGACUAUUAUUCAAGGUAUAGCGUAGCAAUACAAGGUUUUACUUCAGCUGGAAUUGGUCCACUUAGUUCAUUAGCUUACAUAAUGACAUUACAAUCAGUACCCUCAAAAUCGGUUAUUAAUAUCGUUGCAUCGAUGGGUUCGUCACUAUCGACAUCCGUUUCGGUCAGUUGGCAACCACCAGCAAUUGCAGAUCGUAAUGGUAUUAUCACACAUUAUCGGAUUGAAUAUAACAAUGUUGGCAGAGCUCGUUUUCGAAGAAAUGUUUUAGUUCAUUUGACUACCAGCAAUAUUACUCGCUACACUUUAACCAAUUUGACACCAUUAAGGAACUAUUCAAUAAGAGUUGCCGCUUCUACCUUAGUAGGAUUUGGGCCCUAUAGUACACCAAUAUUUUAUCAAACAUUUGAUGCAGUCUCGCCUGAGGUCUUAGUAUCUCCCCAGAGUAUCACUACAGUAGCUGAUUCUAAUAUCACACUACGAUGCGAAGGUUAUGGCGAGCCAGUGCCAACAAUAGAGUGGCUGAAAAAUGGUCAAAAAGUAGGAUCGAUAUAUACUAUUCGGAGGAUAUCGAAUAGUAGUUCACUUACCAUUUAUAAAGCAGCCUUGGUCGAUUCUGGCACCUAUCGAUGUAAUAUCUCUAAUAUAAAAAAUUUCACUACAACGGAUGCAGCACAAGUCAUUGUUAACGAUAACAAUAUUGAUAGCUACUGCAAUGCAAUAAUUGAAGCUGAUAUUCGUUGGCCAAAGACAUUUUCAGGACAAACAGCAACUGCGUUUUGUCCACCACCUUCACAAGGAACAGCAUCGCGUAUCUGCAAUAGCUUUAACAGUACUCACCAAGUUUGGAGUCGAAUUAAUACAGCAAAUUGUUUAUCGCCACAAUUUGAAGCUAUCUCGAACACGAGUAAUACCUUAGACAAGGAGGGACAAAAUGGAACACAAGUUGCAAUUAAUAAACUUGAUAAUGCCAUCAGCUUAACGUCAGGAUUAAAAGGAGCCGAUAUGAAGGUAGCAAUAAAUCUCUUGGCUAAAAUCAAUCAAGUUUCUAAUACUGUAACUCCGUCUUUACUAGAGAAAUUUGCGACGGUUCAAAGUAAAUUACUUAAUGCUAGUAAUGCUAAUCAACUGAAGGAUUCACAACAGUUGGAUCAGGCGGUUCAAGGAAACUCAUCUAUAAUGGACGUACUAGAAAAUAUGGCUGACAAGGUCGUCUUAAGUGAAAAUACUACCGAAUUCGUUAUAUCAACGCCUGUAUUAGAGUUAAAGGUAUACAAAGUUACAAAUACAACCACAACUUCUGGUUUCGAGUUAUCGACUUCAACAGCUAAUACAGAUAGUAGUUCGUCAGAUAACUUAGUAAUUUCAUUGGCUAAGGAACUAUUUCAAAGAAAAAAUUACGAUAAAAUUACCUUAACAAGCUAUACAUCGCUAGAUAGAAUUCUUCCCUCCGCGACUGGCAAUAACAGGACCGAUAUUACGCGAGUGGUCAUUAAUUCCAAAGUUUUUUCCAUUUCUUUUCAACCUAAACCACCAACACCACUACCAUCAGAAUUUAGGUUUACUAUAUCCAACAAAAAUGCAAUCGCUAAUGAAAAUAACUCACUGCAAAGCCAAUGUACUUAUUGGGAUUGUUCUGAAAGCAACUGCAAGUGGUCUUCCGCUGGUUGCAGAGUAGGGCCAGAAUCUAAUGCUAGCCAAACUGUAUGCUAUUGCAAUCAUAUGACUACAUUCACAUCACUACUAAUCAUAUCGAAUCAAACUGAACCGUCAUCAUCGUUUACCUUGCACGUAAUAACAUACGUUGGUUGUGGUAUUGCUAUUUUGUGUGCACUAUUAGCGCUAAUCACAUGUUGUAUUUUCUGGAGGCAAUUUUCCCGCACUCUUGACGUCAUUAGGAUAAAUCUAUUUUUGUCGGUGAUGAUCAGUCAUAUUUUGGUUAUAUCUGGCCUGAUACAGAUACAGCAUAAGCCAUUGUGUGUUGCUAUAUCAGUAGCUCUACAUUUAAGUAUUUUGAUGAUAUUCAGCUGGCAACUAGUAGAACAAAUAUAUAUCUAUAAACUAUUAACCAAUGGAUUUGAUAGCAAGUUUGGGUUUAGUCCCUUUAUGGCCAUUGGCUUUAUCUUGCCUGGGUUGUUAGCUAUUCUUACAGCUGUUAUUACUGUCGCUAUCAAAGGAAUCAACUUUUAUCUGAAUGGUCAAGUAUGUUGGUUGUCUACAAGUCCUCCUAUCUUCCUAGCUUAUGUCAUUCCGAUUGGUGUUAUGAUAUUACUUACCGCUGCAGUGGUAUUUAGAUCUACUCAAGUUGAUUCUAAAAGAAAUCAGAAACUAAAUAUCGAUCGAACAGCCAAUAACGCUGGAAUUAUGAAUAUAAGAAGGAGCAAGUAUGCGCCUGUUCUUUUACUACCAGUAUUCGGUAUCGGAUGGAUAACAUUUGCAGCUCUUGUUAUCCUUCAGCGUACAGAUUUGCAAUAUGUUUUUGCAAUAGCUUCAAUGUUGCAGGGUAUAUUGAUCUUCGUUUUCUACUGCUGCAUUAAUUGUCAGGUGGAAAAUAUAUCCAUUAAUGAAGAGGGAAGAAAUGAAUAUUAUAAGGCAUCUAUUACGGGCCAUGAUAACGAACACAUGGAUGAUAACGGUCAUGAUUCUAUACGCUCAAAUUCUGACAUGAAAUCGGCACAGACUAAUGGCACACAAGUGUUUGCAACUGAUGAUUUUCAUCGAGCAGCAACAAGGGCUGGCGAAAAAGAUAAGGUCCUUAAAUGGCGUUUUGAAUAUAUUUCUUAA